Molecule: messenger RNA, 657 nt
Organism: Gymnodraco acuticeps
Lineage: Eukaryota; Metazoa; Chordata; Actinopteri; Perciformes; Bathydraconidae
Gene: cabp4
Product: calcium binding protein 4
Exons: 7
Coding region: 1-657 (218 amino acids)
Molecular function (GO): calcium ion binding
Source: RefSeq, a predicted model, not a curated record
AUGUCUGGGAAAAGUGCUAAUGCAGGACCAGACAGUAUACCAUCCCCUGCUGCCAGCACAAAGUCAAAGUCCCCCUCUACCCAAGGGAAAAGCUCAGAGGAAGAGGAGGGACGUCGGAACAGUAAAAGAAACCUCAGCAAGAGCUCAGCGGUGGCUGCUGCCUACGUUGCCUUCCUCAAUAAACUCUUCGGAGAGGAUAGAGCGCUGAUGCCGGAGGAGUUAGAUGAGCUACAUGUGGCCUUCAAGGAAUUUGACUAUGAUGCGGAUGGCUUCAUCCAUUACAAAGACAUUGCAGACUGCAUGAGGACCAUGGGCUACAUGCCGACAGAGAUGGAGCUCAUCGAGAUCAUCCAGCAAAUUAAGAUGAAAUGGGGCGGUCAUGUAGACUUUGAUGAUUUCUGCGAGUUAAUGGGGCCAAGGAUGCUUGCUGAGACUGCUCAUAUGGUCGGGUUGAAGGAGCUCCGCUGCGCCUUCAAACAAUUUGAUUGUGACGGUGAUGGAAAGAUCACACAUGAUGAGCUGAAGGAGGGCAUGAAGAACCUCCUGGGGGAGAAGUUAAAGAAAGGCGAACUGGAGGAGAUCCUCAGCGACAUUGACCUCAACAAAGAUGGCAGCAUUGACUUUGAUGAGUUUGUUAUGAUGCUUUCUGCACGAUGA